AUGAUCAUAUCUCAUAUCUUUGAACUUCAUACAUACACUCACACUCGAGUUCCCAUCAGUUUUGGAAGCAGUGCAACAAGGAAAUGUCUCGAUAAGUUUCAUUUAGAAUCACUUGAAACACUUGGAGACGCUUUUCUCAAAUAUGCUGUCAGUAAACUGCUGUUCAAGACUUACGAAAAUCAUCAUGAGGGUCUUCUCUGCGUUAAAAAGAGUAAAAUCAUUUUCAAUACUGCACUGUGCAAGCUUGGAUGUGCUCAUAAAAUACCGGGAUUUAUCCGUAAUGAACCAUUCAAUCUUCAAGCGUGGAUCAUUCCUGGUGAUAGUUCUCAAGUUCACAGUUUCAACGAAGAGUUCAUGACGUCUUCAGAUAAAAUGUAUAGUAAGAUAAAACAGAAGAUUAGAAGUAAGAGAGUAGCUGAUGUGGUUGAGGCACUAAUAGGUGCCUACCUCAGCUCAGGCGGGGAAGUAGCCGCUUUAUCAUUAAUGAAAUGGCUAGGGAUGGACAUCGAUUUUGUUGAUGCACCGAUUCAAAGGCACUUCCCCUUGAAUGCUGAGAAACUAGUCAAUAUCCGGUACUUUGAAUCUCUGCUACAUUACAAGUUCCAUGAUCCUUCUCUGCUUGUUGAAGCACUUACUCACGAAUCUUACAUGCUACCUGAGAUUCCACGAUGCUAUCAGAGGUUAGAAUUUCUCGGAGAUGCAGUGCUAGAUUAUGUUGUUACAGCACAUCUUUAUUUCAAAUAUCUGGGACAGAUUUGAGGUCUGCCUCGGUAA
This is a messenger RNA of Solanum tuberosum (potato), 774 nucleotides long. RefSeq names its product endoribonuclease Dicer homolog 2-like. The record is from RefSeq and is a predicted model, not a curated record. The coding region runs from base 1 to 759 and encodes 252 amino acids. The transcript is spliced from 4 exons. Gene Ontology annotation, cellular component: nucleus; cytoplasm. Lineage: Eukaryota; Viridiplantae; Streptophyta; Magnoliopsida; Solanales; Solanaceae. Gene Ontology annotation, biological process: siRNA processing. Gene Ontology annotation, molecular function: RNA binding; ribonuclease III activity.